Molecule: messenger RNA, 1272 nt
Organism: Paramecium pentaurelia
Lineage: Eukaryota; Ciliophora; Oligohymenophorea; Peniculida; Parameciidae
Source: the annotation of a GenBank genome assembly
AUGAAUCCUAACACGGAAUUAUAAUAAUUUUCAACAAAAUUUGAUGAAUCUCAGAUAAUAAUGAUUGAAUAAAAUAAAUAAAAAAAUAAGAAUUCGAUUGAAUGUCAUUGCUGUAAAAAUAUAGUCAGUUCUAAAUUUACUAAAGUUAAUGCUCGAUAUGUAUGCUUUCAAUGUUUAGAUUAAAUCUCUCUUUUAAAAGUCAAAUAUGAUUUAUCUCCCUAAUCCAAAUUAUUUCAAAGUCCUGUUAAUAAUUAUUAUUGUAAAUUGACAAUGACACCUACAUCUUAAUUUGAUUUUACUAUUUCUCUAUGCUAAAUAUGUUAUUAAACUAAAAUGCUGAUCAAAGUAUGUAAUAAGAAUCACUUUUUUUGUGAGACUUGUAUAUCAUCCUUUAUUUAAAGUAAUUUUGAUAAUACUGUAAAUUGUUUUCAUAAUGAUUGUAAUGAAAAUAUCAACUAUUAACUCAUGUAUUUAUAUCUAGAACCUCAUUAAUUGAUAAAAUGGAUACCAAUAACCAAAUAAAUUCAUUGUAUUGGAUAGUAUUGUUCUGGAGUUUGGUCUGUUUGGCCUACUUAUAUUUAAGGAAAUGUAGAAAUCAUAUCUUUAAAUUAAUGCAAAUGUUAAUUGUGUCAUAUUCAAUUCUGUUAUAAAUGCAGAACUAUUCAUACUGGUCUUGAAUGCAGUAAUGAGAUUUUAUUAAAAAACUAUUUAGAAUAACAUAAAUGUUUUAGAUGUAAUUGUUGUAGAAGUUUAUGUUAACCAUAAUUCUGUCAUCAAAAUCAGAAAAUCAUGAAAUUUAAGUAUAAUUUUAAACAUUUAUUUAGAGAAUGGCAAUACAAUAUAUAUGAAUGUUAUGUUUGUAAAAAAUAAUUUUGUUAUGAUUGCUAAGCAUAAACUAGCAUUACAUUAUUCUCAAAUAGCAAAUGUGAUAAUUGUAUAAAUACAUAUAAAGCAUGGAAAAGAAAAUAACAGAGAAUUCCAAAAUUUAAGAGAAUCUUAUAACUUCUAUUCACAGCAUUAAUCUUGGUUUUAUAUUCAAUUUAUUCAAUGAUCUUUAUUUAGAUCCCUUAAAUACUUGAUUAUUUUGUAAAUAAGAUUGAUCCAAUAUGUGAAAGUCAAGAUCCUAUUAAGAUAAUUUUAUUAAUAAUUAACCUACCUUUUAUUAUAAUUAUAUUUUUUUUGGUUUAUGCUAUUACACUAAUACCUUUAGCAAUAUAUAAUAGUUUUUAGACUUUUAUUGUUAAAUAAGGAAAAGUAAAUAAUGAUAUAUGA